AUGAUCGACAUCGACCCCGCGCACAUAAUUCUGGUUACUGGAGCCCACGGAUUCAUCGGGAGCCAUGUUGCCCGUCGGCUUGCCGAAGACGGUUACAACGUCCGGACCAGCGACAUCAUACCCUACCCCCUUCACGACCAUCCUCCAGUCGGAGAGGUUCACAUCGGCAACCUGUGCGACCCCGCCUUUUGCGCGCGCGUUGUGCGCGGUGUGAGCACCGUACUGCACUUCGCCGCGACUAUGGGCGGGAUGGGCACGAUUCACUCCGGUAACGACUUCGUCAUUUACAGGGAGAACCACGCCAUGAGUCUGAAUCUCCUCGAAGCGUGCAAAGCUACUGGUAUCAAACGCUUCCUCUAUGCUUCCUCCGCAUGUGAGUCAGGCUCCACCGAUGUCUCGCUCGCCGAGGGCGACGUCUGGACCACGCCCCCUCGCCCUCAACACCUUUAUGGUACGGAGAAACUAUCCACAGAGCUCGUCCUUCUAGAGCACUCCUCUCCAACAUUCCACGUCCACAUUGCCCGCUUUCACAACGUCUUUGGUCCACAGGGAUCAUGGUGUGGCGGUCGCGAGAAGGUCCCUGCGGCAUUCUUGCGCAAGGCGAUCGCGGCAAAGUUCCUCCCCUCCCCUUCUACGUUUGAAAUCUGGGGAGAAGGAUCACAACGUCGCAGUUUCCUCUUCAUCGACGACGCGGUGGAUGCUAUCCUCCGGCUUCUAUUCUCCGACUGCACCGAUCCCGUCAACAUCGGAUCGGACCGCGCAGUCACCGUUCAGCAGCUCGCAACGAUGGCCCUGGAAGCCGUCUCACUCGAUCCUUCCAGAGUCGACUUCUCGUACGUCGGGGACAGACCACUCGGUGUCGGCUCGAGGAAUUCGAACAACACCUUCGUCACGGCAAGACUCGGUUGGCGGCCGACGCGAACACUGGAGGAGGGCCUGCGCACCACUGGGACAUGGAUCGAGGAAGAGAUCAAGAGGGUGACUUCCCCCAUGGUUGAGAAAGAGCGUCUGGAGUAUCUGAGGGGCCUCCAGCAAAGCAACGUGGUUGACCUUGCGUCCGACGCCAUCACUUUCGCCGUCUUGCUCCCCAUCACGUCUCGCGUCUGCGCGCUCUGGCGCGACUGUGCGCGGACGGCGUAUGCUGAUGGGUGCGACUACUACGUGCUCAUGGGCGACGAUGUCCUCCUCCAGGACGACAACUGGAUGUCCUCAUUCCACCACAAGUUCUCCGAGCUCGCAAACGCAGAGCACGCCCCGCAUGGCGUGGGAUGUGUCGCAUUCACGGACGUUUCUUUUCCCGGUAUGCCAACCUUCCCCGUCAUUCAUCGCACCCACAUGGACAUCUUCCGCGGCGAGGUCAUCCCGGAGUGCUUCACGAACCAAGACGGAGACCCGUUUCUCUUCCAGCUCUACCGGCGCUGGGGCUGCUCCACGAUGGUGCCUUCUCGGAUCUCGAAUGUGGUGGGUGGGAGCGGAGACGCGCGCUACGACAAGGUUCAUGCCGCUGGGUGGACGUUCAAGCCACUCGACGACGCAUCGGACCGAGUGGAGGACUGGCUUCGGGACCGCGCUCCCGACGCUCGUCGCAAGCUUGCUUUGGACAUCGUCAUCCCCUGCUACAGGGUAAACAUGCUCUACCUCGACGCCUUCCUCGCUCUCGAGCCGUCUCCCACAUGUAGCGUUAUGUUCGUCAUCAUCGUCGACGACCCGCACUCCCCGCGCACCGGCGACCUGCAGCAGAAGUACGGACAGCGCGCCGACGUCCGCAUCCGCGUCCACCCCGCGAACCUCGGCGCGUCCGCCGCGCGCAACCGCGGCCUGCGCGAGUCCGCCGCAGAGUGGGUCCACUUCCUCGACGACGACGUCAGCCCCGCUCCGGACCUGCUCCUCGAAGCCGAGAAGGCGAUCCGCGCGCGCCCAGACGCGGCCGGGUUCGUGGGCAACGCGUACUUUCCCGUCGCCGCCAGCGUGUUCACCACCGCGGUCCACCUCGCGGGGGUGACGUACUUCUGGGACAUCGCCGACAAGAUCGCCGCGGACGUCCCGUGGGGCGUCACGGCCAACCUGAUUGCGCGGCGCAGCGACGACGGCGAUGCCGGCUUCUUCAACCCGCAGUUCCCAAAGACCGGCGGUGGCGAGGACAUCGACUUCUGUCGCAAGAAGCGCGCUGCGUCGCUCGCGCGCGAAGGGAGCGCGUUCGCGCCCGCCCCCGCGGUGCGCGUCACCCAUCCGUGGUGGAACGACGGGCGACGGAGCUACUGGCGGUUCUACAUGUGGUCGAAGGGCGACGGCGGGCUCGUGCGGCUCUACCCCGAGCACACCUACCAGGAUCUCGCGCCGAACGCGGCGGAGAGCCUCCUCGCUUGCCUCGUCCUCUUGUCCCUAGGCUGCGCCGCGGCACCGUUCGACGCGUUUAUCGCAUUUGCUCUCACCCGCAUCUCCCUCCUCGCAGCGGUCUCCAUCAUGCUCGCCCAAAUCUCUCACGACGUCUUGCGACACACGGUUCUGCACCCCGAACGCGUGCGCGACAUGGACACCACCGCGACGGGCGCACGUUGGGUGGCCGCCAUGUGGGGCCGGGUUGUGGGCCUGCUCGAGCGCGGGGAAUGGAACCUGCUUAUGCGACGUUUUGAUUGGUUCUGCGGGGUGUUUGGGGACGGUCCGCGCAGGGAGGAGACCACCAACAAUGUGGUUCGGCUGGCCAUCGCGGCGGGGCUCUUCGCGGUUCUGACCAAUCUCGUGCUUUAG
Epithele typhae is the source of this 2748-nucleotide messenger RNA. RefSeq names its product glycosyltransferase family 2 protein. Lineage: Eukaryota; Fungi; Basidiomycota; Agaricomycetes; Polyporales; Epitheliaceae. The record is from RefSeq and is a predicted model, not a curated record. The coding region runs from base 1 to 2748 and encodes 915 amino acids. The transcript has 5 exons.